UUAUUAGAUCAAAGAAACAUACCAACUAAGGCACUAGGAACAAGCCUAGCUAAGAAGUUGAUGCCUCACCACACCACAAGCUUGAUACCCACAGCCACAAGUAUCAAGCUACUGCACCCAAAAGUUCCAUUAAUGUUGAAGAUGAAAAGACAAAAAAGCCUAAUGAUAACUCAUGAGUGAUUCUCCUGCAGCCCACCAGAGAUAGACAAAGGACAAGAUAUCAGAGUUUUACAUUUACAAAACAAUCAGUCUGCUAAAUGAGUACUUUUAUGGAGGCAUUGUCAGAUAGACCCUUUAUGGUGAAAACAAACACAGACAAGCAAGUCUGUUAUAGAAACUAAUAACUUUUAGCAAGCUGAGAAACCAGCAGCUCCAUUCAAGGCAGUUGAAGACACUGAAAGCUAGCUUUCAAAGCAUAAGGUACAGAUACUAAUACCAGAACCAAAAGGCACAUAUCUACACCACCUUCUCUUCCAGUGACAAGGACUCAACCCAGUGUUGAAAUACCACCCUCUACAUGUAGGUUCAGUGACUUUCUUAUUUAGUUUCCAGCUUUGAAAAGUGACCACAAAUCCCCACAAAAGAGGGAUGUUCACACAACCUCAGCUUAAGACAGUGUGCAAACCAGAUACUCCAAACUGGGAGUUUCAUGUUUUCUUUUGUAAAUAGGUGAAUAUUCUUGACAGUAGACCAUUCACUAUAGAGCUGUAGCAACAUGAGGCUCCUUGCCAGAGGGGUUAGGGAACUGGGUGGGUGAAAAAGAAACUCCAGGCCCUUCUCUUUGAUGAGUUUUAACUGUACAAACACUUGUAUUAAAAUUAGAUUCUUCACAGCUUUAAGAAUUACAAAUUGUAUUCAUGUCAAUAUUGAUAUUAGAAUAUUACUACUUGUCUCUUCUAAGAGUUACAAAUAUAGUUUUUUUAUUGUCUAUAGUAGUUUUUGUACAAAAUUUAUGUGAUACUCAAGGCCCUGAGGGGAGUAUUUGUAUGUAAGUUUUUAAUAAACAUCAUUCAGUAAAGGUCUCUCAUCAGUCCAUUUUUUGCUUAUCUUUUAGCUACAGGAUAUAUUCAAAGCAUUGUAUUGAAUCACAGGAUAUGUAA
This is a messenger RNA of Pocillopora meandrina, 1100 nucleotides long. The record is from the annotation of a GenBank genome assembly. NCBI's taxonomy places the organism in Eukaryota, Metazoa, Cnidaria, Anthozoa, Scleractinia, Pocilloporidae.